Zingiber officinale is the source of this 516-nucleotide messenger RNA. RefSeq lists its product as uncharacterized. The record is from RefSeq and is a predicted model, not a curated record. Gene Ontology annotation, biological process: ribosomal large subunit biogenesis. The transcript is spliced from 2 exons. Gene Ontology annotation, cellular component: preribosome, large subunit precursor. Bases 1 to 516 code for a protein of 171 amino acids. Lineage: Eukaryota; Viridiplantae; Streptophyta; Magnoliopsida; Zingiberales; Zingiberaceae.
AUGGGAACAGGUUAUAACUGGAAUUUAAUUGUUAAUAGAUUGUCUUGUGAUUUCUUGAUCAUUCUUCUUGAUCCGAUCAGAGUUUGCGAGUUAGAACCUGGUCUUUUUGGGGAUUGUGAUGCCAUGAUGAGGAGCUUGCAAGGGAGGUUGGAAAUACUUGCUGUAUCAGUACACACGGAAGGGGAUGCUCAUGUCAGCCAGUAUGAUACUAAAGAAUUUAUUUCAAGUUCAUCAAAGGAGCUAGACGCAGUCGUUCAACUCGGCGAGAGGUUGCAAGAGCAAGAAAUUUCUGCUGGGGAUAGUCGCGGACAAGAACAGGUCAAGCAGAUCAGAUGCAACACCUGUGAUGCUGCACUGGGAGAUGCUAGGCAAUAUAGAGAACACUUCAAAUCUGACUGGCACAAGCACAACCUAAAGCGAAAGACAAGGCAACUUCCUCCCCUAACUGCAGAAGAAUGUCUAGCAGACUUGGAACUGGGAGAUUCAAAGGGCGAUCUCAAGGAAUAUUCAUUCUGA